CUGCAUGUGUGAAAGCUGCUUGGCGUGAAUGCCUGGACCGUACCAUUGCAGGCGAGCGGCGGGGGUGAGCCCGUAAGAAAAAAAACGGAGGCGAGCCGAGACAAUGGGCCCCUCAAGUGUUCCCCCCGAGCCGCUUUGAUGUUGUCCUGCUGUCUGGAUGCUACGGGGAGCAGCAGCGCAGCGAAAGAACAGCUCUUUGUGUGUGGAUGUGUGCUCUUCUCUCUCUUUCUCUCUCUCUCUCUCUCUUUUAACUCUUUCCCCCUCUCUCGCUCACUCACUCGCACUCUCAGCCACAGGAGGAGGACAAAGCGAAAGGGAGUGGAAACCCCAAAAGAGAGAAAAGGGGGGGAGAGAACAAAACGAUGAAAAGCAAAGCCGUCCAGUAGUGGUGUUGUGUCUGUGUGUGUGGAGGGAGGAAGACGAGAGGAGAGGAGAGGAGAGGAGAGCAGAGGAGCAGGCUGCGGCUACGUAGCCUGAGAGAGGGUGUGUAUAGAAGAUACUCUGUGUUGAGGUUCAGUCCAGGAGUGUGAGGUUCUCUGACGACAGUGAAUACUGAACUCCACACACUCACACACUCCCAGAAGCUCAUACACACGUGGAGGACUGAUUGUCUGAUACAGAUGAGGGCCUGCCCAGGUCUGUGAGACCUGAGGGUCAUUUAAGAUUUGAGACUGUGUGGAGUGAGACAUCUCAUUGCAGAAGCAGCCAUGGCACAUACUCACUGGGAGCUAUGGUGACACACUGGGAUAUGUGUGGGGGGGGCCAGUGAGGCUCCGUGGGGGUGUCCACGCAGAGGAUGCUGGAGGUGGCCGAGGACCGGAGCACAGCACAGGCACCCGGCCGCCCGGAGCGAGCGAGAGAGCGAGUGGCGCGUGAGCGAGACGAUCCGGUCUGCGACGUCCCCCCCAAGAGCACGCGCGGAGCCAAAGCCACGGCAGCGGGCUCGGCCACGGGACACGCGCACACACACGCGCACACACACCUGCACACACACCCUGGCCACGGCCACACACACCACACCACGCCCAGUCCGCAGCAGCACCCGGCUCCCCCCAGCACUGGCUCUGUGGGACUCUCGUCAAUGCAUCCCAGCAACGCCAAAGUCAGGAACUCCCCGUCAGCGCACACCCAAAGCAGUCCUAAGUCCAAACAGGAGGCCAUGGUUCGCUCGCCCCCUGUCAUGUCUCCCUCCAGUGCCGUCCAGAUGGACUCCAAACUGCCCAAUCAGGGGAAGCAGGGGGGUGCAGGCAGCCAAUCACAGGCCUCGCCCUGCGAUCCAAAGGCUCUGGGUGGCGGCCACAACCCCAAAGCACCACUGGGGGGGCUGGGCUUGAAGAACGGCCAGAGCAUGGGAGGCGGGACUAAGGGCGGGACUAAAGUGAAACGCGAGAGGAGCACGUCGGCUGAGUCGUACGAGCAGCAUGAUGACACCACACCCACUAAUGACAGCGAGCCAAAAGAGAUGGGCAACAGAGCGAAGCGUCUGUGUGUGUCUGAGAGGAGGCAGCCCUACAGUGGAGCAGACUGGUGCUCAGGAGGGGAGACGGAUGAGGAGGACGCCGGUUUCUUCAACUGCAACUCUGGCGAGAUGAAGCCGGACCCCAGUGCCCUGUCGGCCACCACCCCUACCCAGAAUGCCAUGGGAGGACAGAGCUCAGGCCCUGAGAUGAGUUGUGGCCAGAAAUCUGGCACUAAAGUCUUCUACAUCUUCACCACAGAGAUGGCCAACAAGGCAGCUGAAGCGGUCAUCACUGGUCAUGCCGACAGCAUCAUUGCCUACCACACGAACCACAUCUCUAACGGCAACAAGCCCACUCUUCCCAUGAUGGGCCCCAUGGGUAGUGGCUCCAAGCAGCCAGGGGCCGCUCCUUCUUCCCAGCCCACGGAGCAGAACCACCAGCCAGCUUCCAAACCAGCAGCUCCAGGGCCCCAGCAGCCUGCUCCACCAUCCCAGCCUCAGGCUUCCGCCCCGGGGUCCAAGCCCCAGGAUGGCCCAUCCUCGGUGGGCCUGGACUCCAAGAGUGUCCCUGGUGGGAGCCCCCAGGAUGGAGGCUUGCAGGACGUUGGCACCCAUCCUGCCGGGUCGACCUCUGAGGGUAACCCUCCACCAGCACCUGGGCCAGGCGGGUAUCCAGCCAUGGAUUUGCCACCCAAGGGGGCAGAUGGCCAGCUCACCCCCCAGCAACAGCAGCAGCAGCAGCUAUCCCAGCUCCCCCAGGAGCUUAUGGCCCUGGGGGAGAACACGGAGGGCCUGUCGCAGGAGCAGCUGGAGCACCGCGAGCGCUCGCUGCAGACGCUGCGUGACAUCCAGAGGAUGCUCUUCCCCGACGACAAGGACAUGCCCGCCAUGGGGCCCCAGGGGGGGAACAUGGGCGGCCCGCCGCCCCCCAUGAUGGAGGGGCCAGUCGGGGGCCCCAAGAAGCCAGAGCAAGGGCCACUACAGGCCAUGAUGGCCCAGUCGCAGAGUCUGGGGAAGCCUGGGGGCCCGCGUCCGGAUGGGCCCCCGUUUGGUCCCCCGGGCCCCAGAGACAUGGGCUUUCCCCCGGACGAGCUGGGGCCCCCACCUCCCGGGCCCCCCAUGGGUCCUCCGGGUGGCAUGGGCGGGGAGCCGGGCGACCAUAUGACGCCUGAACAGUUGGCCUGGCUCAAGCUGCAGCAGGAGUUCUACGAGGAGAAGAAGCGCAAGCAGGACAUGAUGAUGCACCCGCACGGCCCCCGCAUGAUGCGCGGCCCGCCGCCGCCCUACCAGAUGAACCCCGGCGACGGCUGGGGGGGCCCCGGGGGGCCCGAGCCGUUCCCCGACCAAAUGGGCAUGGGGGGGCCGCCGCCGCGAGGCAUGCACCCCCACAUGCAACGCUUCCCGGGUAUGAUGAACCCCGAGAUGGACGGCGGGCACCACAUGCCCCGGCCGGGAAUGAACUGGCCCGAAGGCGACGGGCGCGGGUUCCCCCAGGGCAUGUUCGGGGGUCCAGGGGGCCCGGGAGGACGGGUGGAGAGGUUCCCCAACCCGCAGGCGGUUCAGGAGGCCAUGUUCCAGCAGGGGAUGGGAGACAAGCCGGCCAUGAUGAUGGACAUGAACAGGAUGAUGGGAAACCCGAGGCACAUGGAGCCGGGCCCUGGAGGAAUGAUGUUUCCCAGGAUGCCCAGCGAGGGGCCCAUGAGCCCCUCGUCCAGGAUGGAGUUUGUGAAGGGCCUGAGCCGCGACAUGGGCGACUUUGGCAUGGGCCCCGGGAACAUGGGCAUGGGGCCUAACCCUCAGAUGAUGAACCCCAAGAUGGGCAUGAGCCCCGAGGAGAUGAUGAAGAUGCGCGGAGGAGGAGGGCCGAUGAUGGAGAACAUGGGCCCCCAGCAGAAGAUGAUGCAGGGGCCUCCCUUCCCUGACCAGCCCCACCCGGGUGACUUCAACAUGGGGCCCAACCGGCAGUUUCUCCCCAUGAAUCAACCACCAGGGCCCAUGAACGCUGGGAGGGGUCCGAGAGGAGAGCCCCCCUUUGGACCAGACCAGCGAGGGGGUCCCGGCGGUAACGGCCGCCUGAGCCACAUGCCACCCGGUCAGCCCCCGACCUCCAGUGCCCCACCUCCACCCCCAUCUAACCCGCGGGGCGGCGGCCGCAAGCAGUCACAGGAGCCGGUCGGGUCGCCCGGGGUCAACCCCCUCAAGUCGCCCCCUCUGCGGCAGGUCCAGUCGCCCAUGCUGGCGUCGCCCUCGGCUGGCCUCAAGUCGCCGCAGACGCCCUCGCAGCUCGCCGGCAUCCUUACCGGCACGGCGCCCACUUCCAUCGCCUCGGCGUCCGUCUCCAUCAAGUCGCCGGCCGUCAUGGGGUCGGCGGGGGCCUCGCCUGUCCACAUGAAGUCGCCGUCGGUGCCCGCGCCCUCGCCAGGCUGGACAUCGUCGCCCAAACCUCCGCUCCAGAGCCCAGGGGCCCCGCAGGGGGGGAAACCCAACCUCAGCCUCACCUCCCCCAACAUGAUGAGCAGCAAUGAGCCAGGCGUUAGUGCUCCCUCCUCUGUUACUCCCUCCAGCAGCUCGACCAAUCAGCCGGGCUCGUUAAGCGGUGCCCCGGGUAACAGCAGUCUGCCGUCCAGCGGUCCCUACAACAUGCCACCUGAGCCCACGCUAUCCCAGAAUCCCCUGUCCAUCAUGAUGUCACGAAUGUCAAAGUUCGCCAUGCCUAGCUCCACGCCCCUUUACCACGAUGCCAUCAAGACUGUCGCCAGUUCAGAUGACGAUUCGCCCCCUGCACGGUCACCCAAUCUCCCCAACAAUAACGGCAUCCCUGGUAUGGGCCACCCGCGCAUGAUGACGCCCAGCUCGUCUGGCCCCAUGCCCGCACUCAGCCCCAUGGGCAUGAACGCCAUGGGUGCCCAGCAGCUGCCUCACAGCAUGGCUGGCCCCAUGCCCAACCAGAUGCCCUCGCCUGGCUCCAUGGGGCCCGGCAUGCCCCCUCACCCAGGCAACAUGGGCCCAGGAGGAAUGAUGGGCCCACAGGGCAUGAUGAUGCCCCCCGUGUCCCAGGACCCGAGCAUGAUGGGGCAGGGGCGGAUGGGCAUGCCACCGCACCGUGGACAAGGCUACCCUCCAGGACAGUCGCCCCCGCAGCAGGGCCCCUACGCCCAUAAUGGCCCCGGGCCUCAGGGCUUCCCCCCUGGGAUGGGAUUCCCUGGGGAGGGGGGCCCCAUGGGUCGUAUGGGAGGGGGCCCUGAGCCAGGCAGAGGGCCCGGAGGGGGCCCAGAGUUCGGUGGGAUGUUCGACCCUGACCUCCAGGAGGUGAUGCGCCCUGGGGCCUCAGGGAUCCCCGAGUUCGACCUGUCGCGCAUCAUCCCGUCCGACAAGCCCAGCCAGACGCUCUCCUACUUCCCCCGCGGCGGUGGCGACGGCAAGCCUCCCCCACACCACGGCGGCCCGCCGGGCUUCCCUCCCCAGAUGCAGGCCAUGAUGGGGGAAGGAAGCCCCCGGAUGAUGGGGGGCCCCGGGCCCAUGGGACCCCAGGACAUGCCAAUGGGCCACGGGGGCAUGCGGCCCCAGGGCUUCAUGGGCCCCGGGGGUAUGGGCGGUCCCGGGGGGAUGGGCGGCCCUGGAGGUAUGGGCGGUCCCCAGGGGGGCAUGGGGGGGCCGCAGCACAGGAUGCUAUCGCCCGGCCAGCAGCAAGGCAUGAUGGGAGGCCCCGGCAUGAUGCAGAAAGACCGCGGCCCCAUCUAUACACACCCGGGUCCGGGGGGGUCCCCCAACAUGAUGAUGUCACUGCAAGGGAUGGGGGGUCCCCAGCAGACUAUGAUGAUGCCCCAGAUGAGGCCGCGCGGUGGUGUUGGGGGGGACAUGGGCAUGAACUUUAACCCCGGCCCCGGGAAUCCUGGGAAUAUGAUGUUCUGAGCUCUGAAAAACAGUAAACACUAAACCUGGGAUGACUGAUCAGAGAGCUUAGAGGGAGAUUUCACUCUCGAGUUUUCCUACAUGUGUGUGUGUGUGUGUGUGUGUGUGUGUGUGUGUGUGUGUGUGUGUGUGUGUGUGUGUGUGUGUGUGUGUGUUUGUGUGGACUGGGAACUUAGCUGUACACACAGUGGUACUAGUGGUAUGAACUUUGACUUUCGGGAUCACAACCAGACUGAGAGACUUGGGGAAGAGUUUGUGGAACCCUUCUCAUAGAGAACCCUGUAGACCAGAGAGGUUGUGAACCGCAGAGUUGAAACCCUUAGCUGUACUCUAGAACAAAAAUGUGCAGAAAUAACUAUGAGAGUGAGUAAAUAUGAAGACCUAAAACAAAGACAGACUGUUGGAUAUCACAAGGAGAAUUUACAUGCUUACAAGACAAGACAAAGAUGGACUGAAGGCAAGGAACCUCUUCUGAGGAGUUGCAGCGUGUUUGGCUGUAUGUUUACAUCACACCCCAUAACCUCUCUCCAGAAGAGAAUAAAGCUCUGUGUGUGUGUGUGUGUGUGUGUGUGUGUGUGUGUGUGUGUGUGUGUGUGUGUGUGUGUGUGUGUGUGCGUGCGAGACGGUAUGUUUGUGUGUGUAUGUGUGUAUGGGUGUGAGUGUGUGUGUGUGUGCUGUAUUCGUGUUGUAAAAGGGAUUUUACCAGUGACUUCUCUAGGUCCUUUUACUUUCUGGUGUGUGUCUCGUGUGUGUAUAAAUCUGGGUAAGGCAGUCCUGCCCGGCCUCUUACUGAAUACUGUGCAUUGUUGAAAAAGACUCUUUUAAAUGUUGUUUCCUUUGUUACUCCGUUGUAUGAUAAACCAAACUAAAACCUCAUACAGAUGCUAGUAUUAUCGAGAAACAAAGCACAAACAUGAAUUAACUGUAAAGAACGCGAAGGUGUCUUCUCCUCUGUUUUGUAUGGUAGGGAAACACUUCUUUUGGACACAUGUCAAGGGGCGUCAGGGUGGAGAUGAAGUCUGCUGGCUAAAUAAUGAUGCUCUACCCUCUUGGGGUGAUUGACUGGGUCAAGCUUUUGUGGGAGUAGGGGGGGUCGGUUUGGGGAGACUGUUGGUGGUAGUGGUUGACGUCAUCAUGGGAACUCGGCCUCAGACAACCACUCACCGUUGACCCCCAGUGCCACGUUACCAUAGACACCAUUGUGGACAAAACAAACAAGCAAUUCCCACUGGCAGUUUUUUUUUUUCUGUUUUGGAGGAAGCUAGAUAUUGCUGUGUCUGGCGACAGAUUAUUAAUGUAUCAGUUGGUGAGAAGGGAGAAGUUCUGUAGAAAUCCAAUAUGAUGGUAAUAAUAAA
Alosa alosa (allis shad) is the source of this 6726-nucleotide messenger RNA. Its product is annotated as B-cell CLL/lymphoma 9 protein-like. Lineage: Eukaryota; Metazoa; Chordata; Actinopteri; Clupeiformes; Clupeidae. The record is from RefSeq and is a predicted model, not a curated record. Gene Ontology annotation, cellular component: beta-catenin-TCF complex. Gene Ontology annotation, biological process: positive regulation of transcription by RNA polymerase II; canonical Wnt signaling pathway. Gene Ontology annotation, molecular function: beta-catenin binding; transcription coactivator activity. The transcript is spliced from 11 exons. Bases 797 to 5371 code for a protein of 1524 amino acids.